Molecule: messenger RNA, 1343 nt
Organism: Capsicum annuum
Lineage: Eukaryota; Viridiplantae; Streptophyta; Magnoliopsida; Solanales; Solanaceae
Product: plant UBX domain-containing protein 1
Exons: 7
Coding region: 372-1130 (252 amino acids)
Biological process (GO): protein-containing complex disassembly
Molecular function (GO): ATPase binding
Source: RefSeq, a predicted model, not a curated record
AUAAUAAAAUCAAGUAUAUGAUAUUUGGUAGUAUUUUAUUUUUAUCUAUUAACAUAAAUACAGCAGAUAUAUGGCUAUAAAUUGUAAUUUUUGAAACUCUUGAUAUGCAAGCCUAUUUUUGCCUAUAUUACACUACUUCUGAAAGUUGCUCAUAGGCGGCUAUUUUCUCAGAGAUCCCCGAUCUGGCAACUGUAAUUGGGCCGGACGAGUAUAAGUAAGCCCGUUAGCCCAUAUCUCCCAUUCGGAAAAGCCCCGCCAUCCGAAUCCCAGAAAAGUGAAGUAGAAAAUAUAAAGGUGCAAUCAAUCUCAAGACAGGAAAGAGGGCUGAGUCGAAUUCGUGAAGAAUAAACUUUGCUUGUGUGAGUAAGGUAAUGAUAAUUGAUUCUGUUGCACCAGCUAUUAAGCGCCAGAGAUUCACCACCGUUGAUCCAAUGGACUUAGAAUCAGCUAAGGUGAAGCUUGCAGCUGCAAAAGAAAAGUUUGGAUGUGAAAUCCGUGUAUUUGAAACAGCAUCAGCUUCUUCAGCGCCUCCUGAAGUUUCCAGCAAUGUGUCAGAGGAGCCAGAAGACUUCUAUGAGUUCACCCCGGAGGAUUAUUAUCGACUUUUGGGAACAAAAAAAGAAGAGAAGCACUUGAAGACAAAGAAAAUUCGCGAGGCAGAAGAAGCUGCACGCAGAGCAAGGAUGACUAAGGCUGUAAUCAGAGUGCGCUUUCCAGAUAACUAUAUAUUGGAGGCCACAUUUCACCCAUCAGAGAAAAUCCAGAGCUUACUUGACCUCCUUAUGAAAGUGAUUGCUCACCCUGAACUGCCUUUCUAUAUCUAUACUACUCCUCCGAAGAAGCAAAUAAAAGAUGUAUCUCAGGAUUUCUAUUCUGCUGGAUUUAUUCCUGGUGCUGUUGUCUAUUUCUCUUAUGAUCUGCCCAAAGGUGAUGAUGGUGCUGCAGCCUCAGGAUCCUAUCUUCAAGAAGAGGUCUUGUCUUUGCAAGGAUUGGAUUCUAUGAUAGAGAAGGUGGAGCCUGGUGAACCUAGCAGAGAUGAAUCUCCAGCACGCAACCCCCCUGCUUCUGUAGAAGAUCAAAAGCCUGCUGCUGAUAAGAAGAAAAUUAAGCCAAAGUGGUUGAAAUUGUGAUAUGAUUGAUCUUAGGGUUAUACUUUAAUAAAGUGUUAGUCUGUGUAAUCAUUUGCUUGUUCUGUAAUCAGUUGUCACUAGAAGCUAAAACAUAUGUGCAUGUCCUCUUUGCUUCAAAUGGAUAGUCAUUUUCUGGAGUUGUAUGCCAAAGAGGAGGUUGAAACUCGGAAAUAUGUUGUUCCUUGUUCAAAAAUGUAGAUUGAAAAUGAACUU